Messenger RNA from Symbiodinium sp. CCMP2456, 1041 nucleotides. NCBI's taxonomy places the organism in Eukaryota, Dinophyceae, Suessiales, Symbiodiniaceae. The record is from the annotation of a GenBank genome assembly.
AUGACUCGUCAUUUGCAAGCUUUCUGCUCUGAUGGCUAUGUCGUUAUCAAUUCCGAACGGUUGGCAUGGACGACCGGUUGGAAGCCUGACUUUUUCAUCGCUCAUAAGAAGUGCUACGAUGCACACAAGCCACCAAAGGGCGCCCGGCUUGGAAGAAAUGCCGCAGACAAAUUUGGGGUUCCUUACCGAGGCUUGCUUGAUUCGCUGCGAGUCUGUGAGGCCAAGUUAGACAUGAAACCCUCGGAUUUGGCAGAGCUGUGGCAGUAUCUGAAUUCGUUACCUGACGGCGAGUCCCGCGGAAUGCUCUUUGACAAGCGCAGUUUUAUCCUCCUGACAGCGGCGGGGAAAUGCCAGCAGAAAUUUCCGACCCGUUUGCUGGAAGGCGAAUGGAGAACCGAAGGUUCCUUCGACGCGGUACGGGCAUUUCUCGCUGUGCAGUCCCACAGCGAGAGAUCCCUGCAUGCUGCCCUGCAGCAUGCCAGCGUGCAGUUGCUCGGUUUUUUGGGCUCUGGUUCCUUUGGACGUGUCUUUCAUGUCUACAAUGAGACUCGUGGCAGCUGUGCCAUGAAGCUCGUCAAUGAUGAGAAGCUAGCGCGGGCUGAGGUCGCGAGUUUACAGCAGGCGGUCCAGCAGGGAUGCCCUGUUGCACAGCCUAUCUCUGAAUUAGAAGCAGUGGCACUAGGCAACAGGCACUGCUUUUACUACUUGUCGACUCCUGUUGGCCAGAAGUUGAGCCAGACAGAUGCUGCAACAAGAUUGGAGGAUGUCUUGGAUUGCCUGCAUGAUCUGCACAAAAGCGGGAUUGCCCAUGGAGAUGCGCGAUUGCCCAAUCUCAUCGUGAACGCUGACAGCGAGCUACUUUGGAUCGACUGUUUGCACACAGGGUUAGCCACUUGCGUAACUGUCCAGUCUGACAUUGAAACCCUCGUUCGCAGUCUGGGUGCAAGUGCACAGCUACUGGCGCAGAUCAAUGCCGACUCCCUGUCCAACCAAACUUUCCGAGAGGCUUUGCAGCGGGAUCUGCACGCCUGGACAUAUUGA